GUUCAACCAGUGUUGAGUUUAGAGGGUCUCUCUCCACCGGGGUGACAAGUCUGACCACAGGAGCAGCCGAGAGGAAGUACCUGCCGUUUAAAGAAGAACAACAAAUUACUAAUAAUAAUAAUAAUACAAAUUUCAACAACAAAAAAAUCGACACUUUUCAUCGUUUUCACCGCUGGAUACGGAACUCUACCUGGGGGCUUGGAUUAACUUUAUAAAAACACACUUCUUCUUCUUCUUCUUCUUUCUUUUUAAAAAAAAAGUUUUUCCUUUUUUAAUUUGCUUUUUGGAAGACAAACACACCUACACACACACACACACACCUACACGCACGCGCACACACACACACGCGCGCGCACAAACAAAGUCAUCGAAGACAAUGGGAUCCCAGGCAUCCAAGGGAGACGUGGCCGCGGAGGCGAGCGCCGCCACCGCCGAUGCUGCAGCUGUCAAAACCAACGGACAGGAGAACGGACACGUUAAAACCAACGGGGACGUGUCCACAAAGCCCGAUGCGGACGCCGCCGCCGCCACCAACGGCUCGGCGGACGCGGCCAAGGAGCCCGAAGCCGCCGCCGGAGGAGACGCCAUCGAGCCGGCGCCCGCCGCCGACGGAGAGGCGGCCAAACCCGAGGGCGAGGCCGCGACCAAGGAGACCCCCAAGAAGAAGAAGAAGAAGUUCUCCCUGAAGAAGUCCUUCAACUUCAAACUGAACCUGAAGAAGAGCAAGAAGAGCGAGGCGGUCAAGGAGGAGGAGGUCAAGGAGGCCGCCGCCGCCGCCACCGCCUCCGCCGCCGCCACCCCCUCUGAGGAGAAACCCGCCGAGAACGGAGCCGCCGCUCCGGCGGAGGAGAAGAAGGAGGAGAAGAAAGAGGAGAAGAAAGAGGAGAAGAAAGAGGAGGCGAAGGAGGAGGCCGCCGCCGCCGCCGAGGCUCCGAAGGCGGAGGAGGGGCCGGCUAAAGAGGAGGCCCCCAAGGAGGAGGCCAAGGAGGCCGCCGCCCCGGCCCCCGAGGCCACGAAACCCACAGAGGAGAGCAGCUCGACCCCGGCUCCCUCUGAAAAGAAGGAGUGAUUGUACCUGGAAGCUCACAAUGAACUGGGUGAACUGUUUUUCAAGAGAGAAAGAGAGAAUUUAAGAGUAUAUAUAUAUAUAUAUUUAUAUAUAUGUGUGUAUAUGUAUACAUAUGUAUGUGGAUAUAUGUAUAUGUAAAUAUAUACACAUGUAUGUGAGAGACUCCUUCGACGUGCCACUUUUUUUUCGUCAUGAUAACAAGACGACAGACUAGAUUCACUAGAUCACUGCCCCCGGUCCCCCACCCCCCCCCCCCCCUCCCUCUGCUCGACAUCUGGACCCGGACUGAGUUUUUAGGCUGCGGGCCGGGUCGCUGGGUGGAGAAAAUUGGAUUUUAAUGGCUAGAGCGCGAGCUAAUGACACCGCGAAGUAUAGAUGGAGGAUGGAUGGAGUCGUCCCCCCCCCCCCUCCCCCCCCGUAUAAAAUCUGCAAAUCAAGAUGCCUCCUCGCUGAGGAAACGAAGCUAGAUACUAGGACACCACCACCACUUGAAAAAGACUGUUGAAUAGAGCGACGACAAAAAAAAAAUGAAAUCUGAAAAUUAAAAGAGAACUCGCCAACUUUUUACAUUCCUAUAUUUUAACCCAAAUUUACAAGUAUUUUGUGGUGUAUUAUAGAGAAGCAUCUUAAAAGACUCAGAGACGCUAUUACUCGUUUGUUUUAAGGAAGAAAUACAUUUUAAAAAAAACUACAAAAAAAAAAUAAAAGAACAGACGACUUUUGAUUUUUACCUUACUAUGGAAGAAUACAAAAAAAAUUAAAAAAAGAACACUUUAAAGCUUGCUAUGUUCACUGUCAGCGGUUUGAUAUGAAGCAGAGUUGUUUAUCUGUCGUAUGUGAGCCUAAAUCUGCUUUGUCUCUGUAAAUACAUUGGAUUGAUUUCUGUUCUUUAUUUUGCUAAUGUUGACAGAUGUUUCUGGUUUUAUUGUAAAGUUGAUAAUGGUAAAUAAAUGUUGGUUACCGGGCCCGUU
This is a messenger RNA of Cyclopterus lumpus (lumpfish), 2040 nucleotides long. RefSeq names its product MARCKS-like 1b (gene marcksl1b). Gene Ontology annotation, cellular component: plasma membrane; cytoplasm. The transcript has 2 exons. NCBI's taxonomy places the organism in Eukaryota, Metazoa, Chordata, Actinopteri, Perciformes, Cyclopteridae. Gene Ontology annotation, biological process: central nervous system development; actin filament organization. The record is from RefSeq and is a predicted model, not a curated record. Gene Ontology annotation, molecular function: calmodulin binding; actin filament binding. The coding region runs from base 377 to 1069 and encodes 230 amino acids.